AUGACCCCAUUAACUCUAUUCUUUCUUUUACCAGUGGCAUCGGCUUUCUGUCCCAUAUAUGGACCAGCCUUCCCACCACCUAAGAACCCUGGCUCCUCGAAGGCUUUCCCGGCUGCCUUGGAAAAACUCACUACCUCAAUAGAUGAAGGGCGCCGCGAUCCAAACAGCGAGCUGACAGAGGCCCACACGGUUUCAGUACAGCUUUUCUCCGCUUCUUCCAAUGAACCACUGUACGCUCUGCACCGAGAAGGGACGACUUUGAACACCACUGCUGGAGUCGCCAAAGUAGACAGUGACUCGAUCUGGAGAAUAGCGAGUAUAUCCAAAAUGAUCUCAGUGUACCUUACACUCAAAGAAGUGGGCGAUGGAUACUGGGACACCCCAGUCGCGGAAGUCCUUCCCGAAUUGAGAGGGAAUGCGAAGUGGAAGGACAAUCAAGUGGACUUCGUGAAUUGGGAGAGUGUAACAUUGGGGACUCUGGCCGACCACACAUCCGGGAUAGCAAAAGACGUGAUAAACAUUGUGGGCACAAACCCAUUGGAUGACACUUCCGUGGCUGAUAAACUUGGUCUCCCCCCUCUAGCCACUCACGAUGCACCCUUCUGCUCUAUUUUCCUCGAGUACAACUGUACUCGCGCCGAAUUUUUCGAAGCAUUAGACGCGAGACAACCAGUGACCGCCUCUAGCACAACACCACUCUACAGUAACACGCCCUUCGUUGUGUUGGGAUAUGCACUUGAGUCUAUUACUGGCAAGCCGCUUUCGGAGAUUCUGCAAUCAUUUGUCGAUGAACUUGAGCUCGAAGUCACUACCCCAGUACUGCCAGAUUUUAAAAAGGCAGUUAUUCCUUACAGUCCAGAGUUAAGUGGAUUCAUUGCGCAAACGGGGGAAGCCUGGCCUCUGGGGGGCUUGUUCUCAACUUUCAAUGACUUGACAAAGAUCGGACGGUCAAUUCUCAAUUCCAAGUUCAUAAGUCCUAGUACCACAAGGGCUUGGUUAAAGCCUACGUCAUUCACAUCCGAUAUACGCUUAUUAAUCGGUAGGCCAUGGGAGAUUUACCGCAUCGAUACCAAGUCCACUCGCGGUGUCGUAGAUGUCAUUGGGAAAAGUGGGGGCUCUGGCCCUUACAGUACGUUCCUCGGCUUGCUCCCUGACUACGAUUUUGGGUUUGUGGUAGGUGUUGCAGGAAGUGAGCCAGGCAGUGAUAAUUGGGUGAACGACAAGAUCACGGACGCUAUCAUUCCAGCAUUGGAGGAUGCAGCGCGUGAGGAGGCUCACGAACUGUAUGCUGGGACAUACACCGCCAACACAAACGGUACCAACUCGACCAUUGUUUUGACGACCGAAGCUGGAAAGCCUGGAAUGAGUGUUACCAAGUUCACUAGCAGAGGUGUGGAUGUGUUGAAGGCGAUGGAACUGCUCUACGGGGAAGAAGCUACGACGGACGUCUUGCGCUUAAUCCCAACUAAUCUGGAGCAAGGCCUCGGGAACAGUACUACAGAAAUCGGCUGGAAACUUAUCAAGAGCGCAGCGACUCCCAACGAAAAGCCCAGUGCAUGGGACGCAUGCGGGAGUUGGUUUAACGUCGAUCGCCCAGUCUAUGGUCAACAAUCGUUCGACUCGAUUGUGUUUACCCUGGAUUCAAAUGGGAGGGCGAUCAAGAUUCGUCCACGCGCGUACGAUAUGGAUUACCAAAGAGUCUGA
This is a messenger RNA of Periconia digitata, 1704 nucleotides long. The record is from the annotation of a GenBank genome assembly. NCBI's taxonomy places the organism in Eukaryota, Fungi, Ascomycota, Dothideomycetes, Pleosporales, Periconiaceae.